Messenger RNA from Aspergillus costaricaensis CBS 115574, 2271 nucleotides. Its product is annotated as Zn(II)2Cys6 transcription factor domain-containing protein. Gene Ontology annotation, biological process: regulation of DNA-templated transcription. The transcript is spliced from 2 exons. Lineage: Eukaryota; Fungi; Ascomycota; Eurotiomycetes; Eurotiales; Aspergillaceae. Bases 1 to 2271 code for a protein of 756 amino acids. The record is from RefSeq and is a predicted model, not a curated record. Gene Ontology annotation, molecular function: DNA-binding transcription factor activity, RNA polymerase II-specific; zinc ion binding.
AUGCAAGGACAAAGAGCUCAACGACGCCCUAGGGGCAAAUAUGCGCGUUUAAUCUGCCGGGGGUGCCGAGCUCGUAAAAUCAAAUGCGUGCUGGCUUGCCCACUGGCCUCAUUAGGCCCACUGGGUACUCCACAACCCCCGGCAACAUGUUGCGAGAGAUGCCGCAAUCUCGAUCUCGAAUGCAUUGUCGAGAGCAAUCCUCUAGGCCGGCCAGCAACGAAACGCGCAAAUCGCGGAAAUUUGGCCAGCAAAUCGCCCCAGCCAGACACUUCCAAUUCCCCGCGUCCAAGCCCCCAACACGAGAAAGCGGCCAAGCUCUCCGACUCCAUUCAGCACUAUCUCUUCUCGGGCGCGAUACUAGACGACCAUUCCAUGCUGCAGGAAUUGCCGGAUGCCACGGAGUCUACAUCCGAUGCCGACCGUCUUUACCAUGCCAUGGCCAACACCAGCACCUUUAUCGCGGGGGUGUUGGCUAAGGAUGCUUCUUUCGGCUCCACCAUUCAGCUGGUGUCUACUUGGAGCACUUCUCUGACAGAUACAGUGAGCCAGGAUCUCGCUGCCACGCUUGACAAGCUAUUAGUUUGGCAACGUCUCUUCGUGAUUGGCACACCAAGCCUGCUACACCUGAGAGAGCGCUUGUUCUCCACCGAUCCUAAUACCAAUAAUGUGGCCACCAAGCUGCUAUUUUCAGUCCUUUGCUUGGCUGCCUGUGAAAGUUCAGAAAGUGUUCGCCGUCAGAACGGAUCCCUCCGAAAUACUCUACUGCAGGCCGUUUCGUCAUACGGCCAGGACUUCAUCUUCAGUCCUCCUACACACAUAGACUCCGUUGCUGUCUGUCGCUUCUUAUCGGCGUUCAAGCCGACCGCCUUGGCCACGUCUAAAAGAGUUGCCAGUCAAUCCAUCAAAGCCGAGCUGUAUCUGACUAUAGCAUAUCGGAUCGCAGAGCGGCUAGGAUUGUUACCUGAGCCAGGAGCCAUACCAUUUCUGGAUACGACUGCCACCGACAGUGUAGUAAUGGAGCGUGAGCUAGUCCUAUCAAUCCAAGGCCUUGAAAUUACAGCCGAGGAAUUUCUGAUGGGUGACUUUUUGACUAUGACCCUGCAAGGUUUCCGACAGGUUCUUCAACGGAUGCAACCUCAUAUAGACUCCUAUCAAAUGUUCCUGGAAACACACUCCUGUUCACCAGUCAUUAUCUUCCAUGUCAAAUGGAUUACAGCCACAUAUAUGCAAAUUGAGGCAAUGGCAAACUCUAAGCAGUCCUGGAUGAGCCCCAGUCGGUUGUUCAUCGUUGUCGAAGAGGGCGAAAAGAAAUGCCUCGCAGAGGUUAAUUCUGCCUAUCAUUUAUUAUCAGAGGCAGCCAAAGAUGAACGGCAGAAUGAGGUUGUUAUCAUAUCCUCACUGCUGGAGCUGCGCUUCCAUGCCGUUAUUGCCAAAAUUUUUGGCCUCGGGCUUUUCUAUAUAUCGGUCUGGAAAGCAAGAAUGGAAAAGGAUCGACCACAAAAGGGCACUAAAAUUUACCCGGAUGAAGCGAGUCAGAUGGGCAACACCGUCAUUAAUUUCAUGAUGACAACACCUGACUCUCAAAGCGACUCGCACUUUUUCAAGUUCUUGCGUCAAUUUGGGGGAAGGUAUCCAGACAAGCUGCAAGGAAUUCUAGCCAAAUUCAUUGAGGGCGCAUCAAUGAAGCACGGUGGCAUUGACUACAUUGCGCCAGUUCGGCCAAUCGUAAUCGAGGUUGUUAAUCUAUGUAAGAAUAUAGUGGAAAACAACCUUAUCCGGUUGAAGGGCUCCGGAAGGUUGCAUCCCAACUUUGACAAACAGCUCGAUCUUUUCAAGCAGUGCGCCGAUGCGCUGGUUGCCAUGGUGUCCCAAUCAGGAAACUAUCCGGAGGUUGCCUUUAGAAGCGGCUGUAUGUAUAUCGCAAGCAGCAAAAUGCUCAACGGUCUGCAGGAUUUGAUGUAUACUCUGAAACAGCAGUCUUAUACUGUCAGAAAGUAUGAUGAGGCUAUGGGAGUGGUGGAUACCCCGGUAAAUACGACUGAGCCCUUCGCAAUGCCAAACGUGCAGUUCAGUUCCUUUGAGGCAUGGAACAUGUGGCCAUAUCCGAAUACGAUGCACGGUGCCUUUCAACCGGGAGAUAUUCUUGAUUGGGGUCAAUUGUCUAGCACCAUAUGGCAACCAGACCCAAUGACAGAUCUUCCUGACAGUGCCAUAAGACUGCCGGGUACGGCUGCUAGGUUCGAAAGCAGCAUGCCACCGUUUCACGAAUGA